Lactuca saligna is the source of this 597-nucleotide messenger RNA. NCBI's taxonomy places the organism in Eukaryota, Viridiplantae, Streptophyta, Magnoliopsida, Asterales, Asteraceae. The record is from the annotation of a GenBank genome assembly.
AUGUGGCCUGAGGCUCCCUACAUGAAGCCAUUGCCUCCUCAAAAAAGAAGGUUACCAGGAAGGCCAACCCUUAAAAGGAAAAAGGAUCAAUCUGAGAUGGAAAGCAAGGGGAAAAGAAGGCAUACUAUCUCAAAAGCAGGUUUAGUUAAUAGAUGCACUAUUUGUAGAGAAAGGGGCCAUAAUAGAUCAGCAUGUCCUACUAGACCAGCAGAUGUAGCAUCCACUUCAAGGCCAAAAAACAAGAAACCUAAAAAAUGUAAAAAAGAGAAAGGUAAAGUGGAACCAGUUCAAGUGGAUCCAGUUCAAGCAGAUCCAGUGGAUCCAGUUCAAGUACCAGCUCCAAAUGUUGAACCAAUUCAAGCAGAUCCAGUGGAUCCAGUUCAAGUACCACAUGUUGAACCAGUUGAUGAUCCAGCUCCACAUGUUGAACCAGUUCAAGUAGAUGAUCCACAUCCAAAUGUUGAUGUCCUUGCUCAACCAGUUGCAACUAGGAAGAGGAAACGAAAAUACUCAGAAAGAAUUACCAAGAUAGGGUUGAGGAGGAAGGUUUUGAAGAAAGAAGGAAGCACUGGACACAACCCAAUGGUGUUGGAAUGA